CCAUCGGCAAGGUAGGCUAAGCGCCUCGACGAUGCGCAGAUUCGAUGACGUUUCGCGGAACCUUCGAGACGCUGAUGCGGUUUCCACUCUCCAUAUAUCCGGUGCGCGUAGUGAGGCAAGAUGAGGGGAGUUGACAGUUUGGUAACUGACAACCAGAGGCGACUCCACGACUGUAAUCCACGAUGAGUGAAUACAAGAUACCGAUAAUCGAGCCGACGAUAGACUACGCAAAGGUACCGCCAAUCAACCAAAAACGAACCGUCUCUUUCAUAAAUCACUUUAUUACCCAUACCGUUACGUUUUUGAAUAAAUUUGCCCUGUGCUGCGAGGAGAGACUGUACGAGUUUGAAAAUAAGUUGCAAAAGUUAGAAGCGUCCUUAGAGAUACUAGAAUCGCGGUUAUCUUCUAUACCUGGUUUAGAGCAAGAACAUUGUAAAGAAUCAGAUAAUGUUAAUGAGAAUGAUACGAGUAAAUUGGAGCAAGUACAAGUACGCAAAGUGGACGAGGUGGAUAACAGUGAAAUAGAGCCUAAAGAGGAAAAGCCGGAAGUACAAACCGCAGCUAAAGAUCCUCGCUAUGAAAAAUACUUGAAAAUGUUACACUUUGGUGUACCAAAACAAGCAGUUAAAUUAAAGAUGGAGCAGGAAGGACUGGAUGCGUCUAUAUUGGACAAUCCACAACAGAUAGUUUCUAUACCACGGUCGUCAGAUAACGGUGAGAAUCAAGGUGAAUAAAUAUUAAGGUGUUAACGCUGUUCGUUGUAGACAUGUUGGACAUUUUCACAUGAACACAAAUCAUCCAAAUAAAGAUGUAUACAAAUUCCUGUAGAUUUAUUUAUUUCUUAUCAAAUACAGAAUAAGCUGAAAACGUUGA
Molecule: messenger RNA, 873 nt
Organism: Nylanderia fulva
Lineage: Eukaryota; Metazoa; Arthropoda; Insecta; Hymenoptera; Formicidae
Gene: CCDC53
Product: Coiled-coil domain containing 53
Biological process (GO): actin filament polymerization; exocytosis
Cellular component (GO): WASH complex
Source: RefSeq, a predicted model, not a curated record